Molecule: messenger RNA, 1543 nt
Organism: Oppia nitens
Lineage: Eukaryota; Metazoa; Arthropoda; Arachnida; Sarcoptiformes; Oppiidae
Product: cystinosin homolog
Exons: 6
Coding region: 112-1491 (459 amino acids)
Biological process (GO): L-cystine transport
Cellular component (GO): vacuolar membrane
Molecular function (GO): L-cystine transmembrane transporter activity
Source: RefSeq, a predicted model, not a curated record
AUUAAAAGACUUUGAGAUCAAACAAAGAAACUAAUGAUUGAAACAAUUGAAUGAAUGAAAAAUCAAAGACCAAGAAGUAGUAGUAGUUCUUAGCCAAAGAAGAAGAAGAAGAUGUUGUCAUCGUUUAGCCGAUUGACGAUUGUUUGGACACAACUACUACUGUUGUUGUUGUUGGUCGCCAUCAAUGGUCAACAACUUCAACAACAAUAUAAAAAUUCAUUGAUUAUGAACACUAAGGACGUCCAGAUUAAUGUCGGCGACGAAGGAUCGUUCAUAUUGUUCAUCGAAAAACCACCGCCGACCGGACUGACCGUCAAUGUUAGCAUUGGGUGCGACGGUAGCGACGAAUGUCAUACAUUCACAGCCGACGACAACUACACUAUACCCGCAAAUAAUCUGCUGUUUACGUCUCAGACAACUGAAUACAGGUUUCGAUUGCGUGGUCUUAAUCCGGGACACGAUGUCAUAGUGGCCACUGUUGUGACCAAUCAAUCGGGUGUCGACGAUUCCGAUGCCUUUGUACGCGUACGUGUUGGCCGAUCGCGCGGUUGGGCAAUAGCUGCCGAUGUUGUCGGUUGGAUCUAUUUCCUGGUCUGGUCGGCUUCAUUCUGGCCACAAAACAUAACCAAUUGGCGCCGAAAAUCGGUAAUCGGUUUCAACUUGGACUUUGCUGCCCUCAAUGUCACGGGUUUUGUGUUUUAUACGUUCUAUAAUUCGGGACUAUAUUUCUCGACCCGAGUCCGGGAAUUGUAUGAAAUACAUAUCCCGAGGUCAGAGAUACCGAUCCAAUUGAAUGAUGUUAUCUAUGCUAUACAUGCGGCCGCCGUUACUGGUAUAACACUUGUCCAGUGCUAUGUCUAUGAACGGGGUGACCAACGUAUGUCAUUAUUGGGAAAACUGUUUACCGGCGGUGUUUGGUCGGCAGCCGCAGUCCAACUGAUUCUCUGUUUAGUUGGCGUUGAAUCGUGGCUAACAUUUCUCUACUAUUUUUCUUACGUCAAACUUACGGUCACUUCUGUUAAAUAUAUACCACAGGCCUACUUCAACUACAAGCGCAAGUCGACCGACGGCUGGUCAAUAGCCAUGAUCUAUAUGGACAUCACUGGCGGUGUUAACGGUUUAUUGCAAAUGAUAUUCAUUGCCUAUAAUUACGAUGAUUGGAAAACCAUUUUCGGCAAUAUUGCCAAAUUCGGACUAUCCAUUGCAUCCAUUUCCUAUGAUAUACUAUUCUUUCUACAAGAAUAUGUCUUCUAUCGUAAUCCACCGAAACAGGAAUCGACCGAAACAUUGGCCAACGGCGGCGGCGGCGGUGGUAAUGACUAUCAUCGGAAAGUGUCGGGCAUUUCAUCGGCCAGUAUCGGCUCUGUAAUGACCCAAUCGGGUAACGAUAGGCUAAACGGCAAACGAAAGUCAAUUGUUUCGAUAAUUUCGGCAAAAAGUAUGGACGGAUUGCGGGCAGCCUUUAGUGAACAACAGUUUCACGUCAACUGAUUUGAAGACAAGUCUUUGAAGUUAGAAAAAUGAAAUGAUUUUUUUUGUGGUG